GGUGGAAUCCCUGAAUCCACAACGCUGAGCACCUCGCGUGGUAUAUACCUCUUUAGCCCGGGCACUCAUUAUAUUUUCUCAUAACUCUCUUAUUGAAGGAUAAACCAGCUGUAAUCUAAAUGAAGCCGGAGUAAUUAUCCCUGCAUUGUUGUGUGGGGGCAGCCCGGAGGAGGGGAUGGAUACAAGCGAGCGAGCGAGCAGAGGCGCACCGAGGCAGCUAUACCUGACAGAGCCAGCUCCUCUGUGAUGCAGCUGUUUACUAUACGGCUGAGAAAACCCACGGACACACCGAGGACUGCUUUUUUAAAACGCUAACGAGCGACAAAUCAGCUGCGAUUUGUUAUUCUGCACGUGCUGGGAUUGCAUAUGAUGAGCAUGGAGAGCCAUACAGGCAGUGCACUCUGCCUGCCGUGCACACACAGAGAGGAUACAACACCGCUUUGAUUUUCUCUGUCUUGAUUUCGCUGCUUUCCCCGUUGAUGUGAUUUGUCCUCUUCUUCCUCUGAACUGGGAUUCUCAUAUUGCCCUUUCCCUCUGCUAAGUGCGUUUUGUUUUGAACGAGAAAAGCCAAGCGUCAACUCGGUCAUUAAUACAGAAGAAGUGUGCGAGGAGAGGACAGCGUUGGCAUCGCUCCAUGCGCGCAUCCACGCCGGGCUGUUUAUUAUUAUGGAACUGUGACCCCCAGCAGAAGUACAACUUGUGCUUUCAACAUCUUUACUUUCUUCACUGUUUCACAUGUUAAGGACGGUGGUAUUUUGAGGAUAUCUUGGUUAAAAUGCGGUGUAUAUCGGGUUGUUUAGCCGGCUGUCAGUGACGCAACAUCUCCCACAGACUGCAUGAGGAAUGUAUGCGUAGAAGGGCGUGAACUUGCAGGCAGCAACCUCCUUACAAUUAAAAAAAAAAAACCCAUCUUGUAUAUAAAGGCAGAUUUUGAACCUGAUACACUUCAUUCAGCUUAACUCAUCACGGAGACAUAAUGGAUCUGAAAGCGGACUCGGAGGACAUAGACUACAAGCAGCCGGCACCCAUUGAAGUUUUUGCCAGCAGGUCCACGCUGCACGGCAUCUCGCACAUGUUCACUUAUGAGCGAAUGUGUAUCAAGCGCAGCCUGUGGAUUUUGUUCUUCCUAGGUUCCCUGGGUGUGCUGAUGAUGGUGUGUGUGGACAGGGUUCAGCUCUACUUCCAGUACCCGCAUGUCACCAAGCUGGACGAGGUGGCGGCCCCUGAGAUGGUGUUCCCCUCAGUCACCUUCUGCAACCUCAACUCCUUCCGCUUCAGCCGGGUGACACGCAACGACCUGUACCACGCUGGGGAGCUCCUUGCCCUGCUCAACGGCAGAUACGAGAUCCGAGACCCACACAUGGUGGAGGAAAAUGUCAUGCAGAUCCUAAAGGAGAGGGCCGACUUUGACAGCUACAAGCCCCGCCCCUUCAACAUGCGCGAAUUCUACGACCGUACGGGCCAUGACAUCAAGGACAUGCUGCUGUCCUGCUACUACCGAGGCAUGGAGUGCAGUGCUGAAGACUUCAAAGUGAUAUUCACACGCUAUGGGAAGUGCUACACCUUUAAUUCUGGCCAAGACGGGCGACCCCUCCUGGUGACAAUGAAGGGCGGGAUGGGGAACGGCCUGGAGCUGAUGUUGGACAUCCAGCAGGAUGAAUACCUUCCUGUAUGGGGAGAGACUGAUGAGACAUCGUUUGAAGCGGGGAUCAAAGUUCAGAUCCACACCCAGGAUGAGCCGCCGUUCAUUGAUCAGCUGGGCUUUGGAGUGGCGCCGGGGUUUCAGACCUUCGUCUCCUGUCAGGAACAACGGCUGACGUACUUGCCUCCACCGUGGGGGGACUGCAAGGCCACGCCGAUGGACUCAGACUUCUUCAACACUUACAGCAUCACAGCCUGCCGGAUCGACUGUGAGACACGAUACCUGGUGGAGAACUGCAACUGCAGGAUGGUCCACAUGCCUGGAGAUGCUCCAUACUGCACCCCAGAGCAAUACAAGGAGUGUGCGGAUCCUGCCUUAGACUUUCUGGUCGAGAGGGACAAUGACUACUGUGUGUGCGAGACGCCGUGCAACAUGACGCGCUAUGGUAAAGAGAUGUCCUUUGUCAAGAUACCGAGCAAAGCCUCAGCUAAGUACCUCGCCAAGAAGUUCAACAAGACAGAACAGUACAUCUCUGAUAACAUUUUGGUUCUGGAUAUCUUCUUUGAAGCGCUGAACUACGAAACAAUCGAACAAAAGAAAGCCUACGAGUUGGCAGGACUUCUAGGUGAUAUUGGAGGCCAGAUGGGACUCUUUAUCGGAGCCAGCAUCCUCACGAUUCUCGAACUCUUUGACUAUCUAUAUGAGGUGAUCAAGUACAAGCUGUGCCGAUGCAUGAAGAAGAAACACAAAGGCCGCAACAACAACGACAGGGGAGCUGUGCUGAGCCUGGAUGAUGUGAAACACCAUACUCCUUGUGAGAACCUGCGUACACCAUCGACAUAUCCCGGCAACAUGCUACCUCAUCACCCAGGCCAGGGCAACUUUGAAGACUUCACUUGCUGAGCAGACGCCGGUGAAGCAACAAAGUGCGCGUUAUGCAACCAAAGCAAACAACACAAGAAGAACUUAUCCAACACAGGGGAGUGUGAGGAACUGAUACAAAGUCUAACAAAGGCACUUUUUACUUAGAAACGGGAGUAAAGCAGACAAAUCAGAAAUAAAGAUAGACACGGUAGAAGAACUUCUACCCAGGGCAAAGCUGAGGAAAUUCCAAAAUAUCAAAAUAUCUGUUAAUUUUUCCAGAAAACUUUUCAAGCAGUGUUCUUCUAUCUCUGUGUUUUUUUUUCUCUGGAAUACUGCCGAUAAGGAUGCUCAAGGAGAAACCUCGCCAACAAGGACCUCUCUUUCAAAAAGACCGAAACAAUAAAAGAUAAAAAUAACCAUGGGAACAUGUACAGUUAUCUCACCACAGAUCAGAAGAAGAGCCCCCCAUGCCUUUAUAUAACAACCACAACACAAACUGGUUUUACACAACCCAGGACAAAGAUCCUCUCUGCUUACUCCACUGUACUUGUAGCAACAUCUGUAACUGUUGCAGCGCUCUGUAAAACAACAAGCCGGAGUCUGUGUCGUUUGUACAAGAAUGUAUCUAUGUGUGCGAUGAGUGUAGUCGGGUGUGCAGGGACGUUUUUCGAUGGGAUGGAGGUGCGUUAUCUACCGUUUGAAAUGUACUGGUGAAGAUUUCAGGUCUCAUCAUGUAAAUGCAUGCUCGUAUUUGUCCGGUGCAUGUUUUUUUCAUUUAUCAUUUAUGAUUUUCAUUUUAUUUUUUAAAUAUAAAUAUAUAGAUAUUAUAAUGACCAAGUUUGCCUCAAUGAUAUACAGGAAAAAGGAGGAUGAUACAUCCCAUAUAUUUCUGUGUAUGAGUGUAGCUACGCAGUGUGUGUGAGUGUUCAUGGGUGCCUACAUCCAAGCAGGAACAGAGGAGCGUUUUGAUUGUGUGGAUGGAUGAGCUACUGCUAAUUUUCAUUUCUCAUCUCUUCUUUUUCUUUUCUUCCUCUUUUUUUUAUGCAUUCCACAUGUGCCCGAUGAGUCGAGGGGUCUUCAUCCAUUCCCUCUUAUCUCGACUGCGAGCUGAGGUGACGGGAGAAUCGUUUUUCUGCUUUUCCAGGCGAGAGUUGAUUGCUGAAAUCUUUGGGAGUUUCGUGGGGCUGUUACGAUUUUUUCUGUAUCUGUGUUCUAGUUGCAAACGUCUUAUCAAAGCACAAUACCGCCAGUAUGUAGAGGUGAUGUAAAAGACAACGUACUAUUCUUCUUGAUAUAUUGUCAUAUUAUUAAUGUCGUGUUGAUCCGACUGGUUUUUGGGUUUAUUUUUUUCUUUUCAUAUAAAAGCAUACUCAAUAUUGCCUGAUAAUCCUUCUUCCAGGUAAUAGGCUGGUCUAUUUAGUUAUCAAAAAUCAUAAAUAAAAUGUAAAUAUCAUUUUGGAAAUUGUUAUUCUUCUGGGGUUUUAUUCUAAUAAGUGGAUUUUCCUCUCUGAUGCCUUUGUCUGUGUGUCUGGUUGAAGAGGUAAACACAUUCAAAUCACUGUAUUUUUCAACUGCAGAAACUGUGCAAAUGCUCAUUUCUAUCAUCCGUAGCUCCGAGAAUAUUUUAUUAAGUAUUCUCCCCUCAUCUGAGACAUUUUCUUAUCUCUGUUUUUUCUAAUCAACAUGUUAUCUUCUGUGUGUUUCUUGGAAUUAAAUCAGCAUUAGGCAAGUGGGGCUUCGGGGGGCAGGAGAGGAGCCUGGUGUUCAAAAUAGAAAUUACUUAUCUACUCCCAACAUUCAUUGUGCUGCAGUUCAACCGCUGCGAAGCAACCAAAUUGGUGUUUUGGAGCUCCCUUGAAAUGUAAUUACAGUUUCUGCUGCUGUUUGACAAAAGGAUGGAUGAGAAAUAUCCUGCACAAGUUUCAUCAAGAUUGUCAGUCAGCGAGCAGAUGCACAUUACGGACGGCUCGUCUCGUAUUCUACUGUACAUCUGGUGCUGCCAACUGCCACACUUGUAUCAGAGAAGCAGCUCAGUGAUGCAUGACUCUGAAUAUCAGAGCUCGGUUGUACUUUCUUAAAAAUGGUCUGCCUGCAAAAUUGUCUUUGUGGCUCGGUCAGCCGCACAUUAGUCCACCGUGCACAGAAGGGUUAUUCUAAGACGAGGAGUUUACUUAAGCUGUAUAAUUUUUUUAUGAUUACUUUUUGCAGGGAACCAAACAUCAUUGUUAAUCUACUGUGAAAGUUAAUUCAUCAUUUAUCAUUUAAUGGAGAAACCUCGGUUGCAUUAAUAUACGAGUGUUAAAGCUGCCGGGAACCAGCUCCACCAUCUGAUGAAGAUUUUCUUUCUCCCUGUUUUGAAUGAUUGAAACCUGAUUUUGCCCCCUGAUGGUUUUAUUACUUUCUGUCUGUACCUGCCAAGAAGACAAAUUAAUCAAAAAUAAAAGACGAUGCUGUUCAUUU
This is a messenger RNA of Labrus bergylta (ballan wrasse), 4966 nucleotides long. RefSeq names its product acid-sensing (proton-gated) ion channel 1b (gene asic1b). The record is from RefSeq and is a predicted model, not a curated record. Gene Ontology annotation, cellular component: plasma membrane. Lineage: Eukaryota; Metazoa; Chordata; Actinopteri; Labriformes; Labridae. Gene Ontology annotation, molecular function: ligand-gated sodium channel activity. Gene Ontology annotation, biological process: sodium ion transmembrane transport.